Achroia grisella is the source of this 2917-nucleotide messenger RNA. Its product is annotated as basic salivary proline-rich protein 1. The record is from RefSeq and is a predicted model, not a curated record. Lineage: Eukaryota; Metazoa; Arthropoda; Insecta; Lepidoptera; Pyralidae. The transcript has 10 exons. Gene Ontology annotation, molecular function: protein binding. Bases 356 to 1987 code for a protein of 543 amino acids.
UUACAACUCCAGUUAAAGUAUCGGUAUAUAUAUUGAAAAUGAGAUGUCAUAUCCAUGUAUUAGUGAUUCCUAAAAGCGCGUACGGGGCGCAGACGCGUCCCUAUCGAGCGUACUUGAUAAGCGACGGUACGGUAAGCGGGCCAGUCAUUCGAGUAACUCCACUGCCGUGCAAUAAUUGAAAUAUAUAAAUUCCUCUUCCUAUACAACAAACUGAUAACAAUGGUACAUAGUGGCAUAUAGUCCGGCAUGAGAAGACUGAUGUUCAUGGAAUUUCAAUAUUGCUAUUUGGUGGAACGUCACUUAUUAUUUUGUGAGUUUAUUAUAACUGAUAGUAAAAAAUAGCAAGAGAGAGAAGAUGCGAGCUUGGGCAUGGUGGUUUGCGUUGAUGGGAGCAAUGGCGGGGGCACGAGAGUUGGACCCGGCGGCGUGCGCGACGAGAUUCGACGUGCAGCGUGACAAAAUCAUACGCACGGAGGAGUCACGUGACAUGGGGGCUCGCUACCUGUCGGAGCUGGACGUGGGCGCGCGGCAGGAAUGCCUGCGACUGUGCUGCGAGACGGACACGUGUGAUGUCUUCGUAUACGAGGAGAAGAGUCCAGGUAGCUGUUACAUGUUCAACUGCGGCCCUCCUGAAGACUUCAGAUGCAAGUUCACAGCUCACAGCAACUUCAGCAGUGGCGUGCUAGCCCUCAGCAGGCGGUUGGCUGAACUGCAAGAUCAGGAGAGGCUUGCACAUCACGAACAUGAGCUGGCCAGUCUCAGGACUGCAACGAGCACCACGUCGACGACCACCAAACCAGUCACCAUCCCUCCACCACCGCCGCCGCUAAUGCAUCCGCAGCAACCCGAACCGCCUCAGAUACCAACAGGUCGAUGUAGCCGUUACCAGUUCGAAUGUAGACGUGGUGGCGAGUGUAUAGCGGUCUACAACGCUUGUGAUGGCGUGCCGCAAUGUGCCGAUGGUAGCGACGAGGCUCCCGAGCUGGCCUGUCCGCCGUCUGCGCCCGCGCAACCGCCGCCACCACCUGCCACCUCGCCACCCUCACCACCACCGAAACACAUACAAGUACAAGAAAGUGCAGAUUCAGGUGUGAGUGACAGCGUGGCAAUGGAAGGUGGAAGUGCCCUUGGCGGAGAGAGGUGGCCACAUAGGCUGGCGCAGGCACAGCCACAGCAUAGGUAUAAUGAUGCAGGGCGCAGUUCCCACAUCUUCAGCCAUAAAGGAGGAUUACUUCAAGAUGCGGAGCCACAGAUGGCGGGGCCUGGCCCGGCGAUGGGCACGCAGUACGGGCCUCCAUUCGAGCCUCCCUGGCCACGGCGGCCCUGGGGACAGCCGCAGACGGGUUUAGAUUGGGGUGUUGGUGGUGGGUAUGCUCGUCCUGAGUGGUCUGAGCCUGACCCGCGCCGUGCAUGGCCUGUACCCCAACCUCGCCCUGACCCGGAAAUGACGGUAUACAUACCACCGAAGACAAUGCCGGAAAUGCCAAUGGUAUACACGAGCCAGCAGCAAACGCUCCGGGACAGUCCCAAGAAAGGAUUCGACCUGGAGAAGAAACCGGAGGGUCCAGAGGCAACGCUGUCUCCGCCGGCUGUCCAGGUACCCGAUCGCAGGGAAGAGACGCCACCAUUAGAGAAUACCACUAAGAAGAAAGUUCUUGCUGAAAAAGCUACACCGUCAAAAUCGGAAGUGAGUGCGUCACGUGAGAGUGCGGCCCCGGCGGGGGUCGGCGGGGGUGCGGGGAGCGCGGCGCGGGCGGCCGCCCCCGAGCCGGUGGCGGUGCACGAGCACUAUGCGGCCGACGAGCACGACGGGCUCAGCGAGCAUCCGCCCUCCGCCAUACUGCUGCUUGUGCUCGGUAUCGCGAUGACGACGGUGAUGGCCGCUAUGGUGGGGUGCAGGGCUCGGGCUGCCAGACGGCGGUUGAGGCGAGGAAAGUCACCUUUUGCUCAUGAUGCAGACUACCUGGUCAACGGCAUGUACCUGUAAUGGUACUACCAUCAAUAAACCGGUUGUACCUACACAAAUGUCCUACAUUCCAGCUAUUUUAUUGUGUAAAGUCUUUGCUGACAAUUCUCAAUUGUAGCCUAUGGGAAUCGGUGUUCGCAAUUUUAUAAUGUCAAUUACAAGUUUAGUAUUACGACGCGCAAUGGCAAUUGUGAAAUAAUCCAUAUACAAUUGCAAAACCGUAUAAAUUGUACGGUUUUGCGUUUGUAUAUGGAAUUACAGAUGCAAAACCGUCAAAAAUAACAAAUGAGAAUUGUUAUCAAUGACUAACUAAUUAGCAUUUGACAUGCAAUGUCAGAUCUCAAAAAUGCCAUAUCAGUAAUAGAAACUGUUGUAAAGCAUUCACAUAGCUUGCGAUUUUCUAUAGGGAGUUCUAGUGUUCUAGAAUGUCCUAAUUUUAAACGCCGAAUAGCAAGCAGAUUAUGAAUAACUAAAAAUGCGCAUUGUUUUCGAACGUUAUUCUUUAAUGAUGUAUUUUUCUACAUGGGAAAAAACUUUUAAAAUGAAUUUAUCUUUAUAGUCUCCUAAGACUGUAUUAGAUACAUUUAUUAUGUUUACAUUAAGAUUUUCAUAAUCUGCUAUAUUGUGAAUGAAUACAAAUGUAAAAUAACCAUAGCGGGAUAUGAUAAGUAACAAAUUGUAGUAAGAUCGCUCUUACUUGUGUGAUGUACAAAGUUAGACUAUUAUGAACAGUUAAAAAAAUUUCGUUUAUUGUUAACGUUAACGUUAAAAAGCUAGCUAAAUUAUUUAAGCUUUAUUGACCGUACCUAUAGAUUAUAAAAAUAUGGUACAAAAGGUGAACUUAGGCAUUUUAUACAUACAAUUGGGAAAAAUCACAAGACGUCACCACGUUUUAUUUUUUUUUUUAUUUUCGAAUAAUACUGCUGAAAUAUCGGGAAUCUCAAUAAAAAU